Molecule: messenger RNA, 2615 nt
Organism: Tarenaya hassleriana
Lineage: Eukaryota; Viridiplantae; Streptophyta; Magnoliopsida; Brassicales; Cleomaceae
Product: auxin-responsive protein IAA32
Exons: 6
Coding region: 1869-2480 (203 amino acids)
Biological process (GO): regulation of DNA-templated transcription
Cellular component (GO): nucleus
Molecular function (GO): protein binding
Source: RefSeq, a predicted model, not a curated record
UCCUUUGGGGGCUAUUUCAGUUGCAGCUUAUCCUCUUUCAUCACGUCCUCCUUAUGCUUUGUCUUGGCUUAACGAUUUGAUAUCAGCAGCUGGCGUGAUGCAUCCUGAAUUAUUACAAAAGCUUUUAAGUACAAACAUUGUUUCCCCCUCGAGUAUGAGAUAUCUGGUUCAUGUCUUCUGAAUCUAAUUUAAUUGUCAAUGGCAAGUAUCCACUGGCAGUAACUAAGGUUUUACCAUGGCAGAACUCUAUAUGCUUUCCAUGAGGCGAUUAUUUACAGGAGUCUAGUGCUAGUAGGUUAGACUGUUUCUUGUUUUCUUUAUGGUGAUAUAUGCAGGUUUCUCGUUUCUGCAACUCAGGUACCAUACCUGCCAAACUUAUUCUUCAGUUGACAACAUCGAGAAGGAGGCCUAUGUGUGAAUUUUACUACACGGAUCAUCUUUCCAGAACCAGUGUCCCUGUCUUAGUUCUUGCAGGUGACCAGGAUUUAAUCUGUUCACCCGAGGCCACAGUGGACCGAUGUUUUCUUUUUCUCACUUUGGCCUAGUGGUCAAUUUUAAUCUCCACAAACUUUGGGGUGCAACGUUAUGCCAGGAGUGCAGAUACAUGAUACAUGGAAACCUGAUAUGCACAUAUCUUUCAUCUUCUUCUCCUCGAAUGCUACUAACUAUAAUGCUUUUAAGAGACCAUAUAAGGUGUGUUGGAUCAUGAUACUUCCUGCACAUGAAUACAAGAGUCACAAAACGGUUAGCUACUAACUUCAAUCGCUUAGUAUCCACGCAUGGGUGUCGUUUUCUUUCUAGUGCUGAGACAUGUAAUGUAAUUGAUUAUUGAUUAUGAAUAUGUCAGAAACUGUUAAGCUACUUCCUUUUGAUUGUCAUUUAUAAGGUGUUUUGGAGAACCAGAUGGCCCACAUUACGCACACUAUGAUUUGGUUGGAAGACUAGUAUGUUCUUCCCUACUCUUUUUCUAAGUCUCUUUUGGUGGAACUUUGUUCAUAUGCUGUAUCAAAUAUUUUUCUUCUGAUUCAUUUCGGUUCAGUCUCCCUGCGGGCUGUGGAACAAGUUUAUCCAUGUAUAAUUGAAUUUCUCAGCCGUGUUGACUGCGUGUUUGCAGAAAUUUGCCAGCUCUGCAGCUCACUGUGGACUUUUCUGCUCAAGACUUCGGCCAGUCAUCUAAGAAAUGCAUGUUUCAGACAUAGGUGAGAUUAGAAAGAGGAGAUUUCUGGAAACGCGAUCAGAGGUUAAAAUCAAGAUUUUGUUUACACCCAACUCUCUGGCGACAUUGUAAAUUAGUACCGGAUUCUGUUUUUCCCUUACAAACUUGGUAGUGAGGAAAAACUUUCUCAAGAAAUGCUUUCAAUAUUGUGUCUAUUGAGACUAUUUUCUUCAUUUUAUUGUAUUGAUGAACCGUUUUAUUACCUUUUUAAAACGGAAUCUUUGUCAAGAUUGUCUUUUAGCCACUGUCUCUGUGAAAAUGCUGAAGCUUAUCCGUUGAAGCAAUUGAGUAGACAUGGAUUCAUGUGUAUAUUUUCUGUCUUGGAUCAACCAUACUGCAGAACCCUACUUCACAGACAAGGUGUGGGAGACAGGUAAUGACAAAACUGACUUGUCUUGUGAUGGAGUAACAAGCUCUCGCUUUUGACAGAGUUUGCCCUUCUACCAUAAGGUUGACCCGAUGGUGGUUGUCUACAUCUAAAGUUGCGGCAAUGUUAUUGUUGGGUCACAAAAUCUUAACCAAAUUAUCUUUGACCGCACUAUCCCUUGCUCUUGGUGGUAUCAGACAAACAUUAAGGGGGAUAAAGAAACCCCAAACUGACUCAAGUGAUAGCCUUCUGACUGAAACUUGACUUAUCAACAUAAAACCAUAAAUGGAAUCAAAGGCACCGGGUUUUUUGCUGAGUUCUUCAAGAUUUCAUGCAUGUUACUCUCAGACCAAGGAGGGCGGUAGCAUAAUUGAUUUAGGUCUCAGCCUUGGGACCCAACAGCAUGAAAAUUACCACUCAUCUGGGCAUAUGAUGGGUCUGGAUGGUUACGGGGAGCUCAUUGAUUGGUCACAGUCCAGCUGUAGCGAUUCACGGCUGAAGAAUCAUGCAAGGGAACAUGGAAAAUUUGUUCAAGAAGAGUGCAGUAAUGAGACUAUUGAGGAAGGAGAUGGGGUUGGGAGCAGAGGAAAGUGGGCAUAUGUGAAGGUCAACAUGGAUGGCUUUGUGGUUGGCCGCAAGGUCUGCGUUCAUGAUCAUGGGGGCUAUACCAGUCUUGCUCGUAGGCUCGAGGACAUGUUUGGGAUGCUAAGUGUGUCGGGACUAGGGUUGCUCGAGGUUGGGUCUGAGUUUUCAUUGGUGUACCAGGACAAGGAAGGUACCUGGAGGAAUGUGGGAGAUGUUCCAUGGAGGGAGUUUGUGGAGAGCGUGAAGCGACUGAGGAUUGCAAGAAGAGACGAUGCUCGGCUUGCCUUUGCCACUACCACCCCAUUCAACUGAUUCUCCUUUCAAAGCGUUUCCAUUUUCUCCAAAAUAGCGAUUAGAGAAAGUAGAUGAUUCUUAGUUGUCAUGUGGUUCUGAAACAAUUUCACACUGUCCUAAUUUGAGACUGAAAUCCCAAGGGCUUUGUUCCUA